AUGUCCAACCUUCAGCAUUCGACUACACAAGCGCAGGAACAGGGCCAAAACCCAGGCACUCCUCCAGAUGAACACCCUCACGACUUGCGCUCACGCCCAAACGAUGCACACAACGAGCACAGGAGUGCAGACACGGGGCUUGAUGGCAUUGAAUAUCCUCCCCAGCUCCACGCAGGUAAAGUCGGGCUCGGUCCCCACUAUGCAGAGCAGAAUCAGCCCACGCUCCAAGAGCAAUUCAAGGGUCUCAAAGAGAGCGUACAAGGCAAAUUGAAGCACGACCCAGAGUUGGCUGAGCGCGGUCACGAGCGUAUUAGUGGAGAGUUGAAGCGCAAGGAGAGACAAAAGGAGAUGAAUGAGCCUUUCGCAAAGGCGGAGGAAAAGACGAACCAAGCUCCAAAGGAUAGCCUCAGACGUGCUAUUGCGCACUCUACACGAGUCCGUUAUGGAACUCCGUCCCGGUUGGAGAUGCCGUCGGGGAUGGAGGGGCCACCGGAAAAUAAUAACCAGAGGGACAAGAAAGAGAAAGGGGGUAAAUAUGCGUCGUUGAAGACGUUAAUUGCUAGUGGAUUUAUUGCGGGAAUCAUGAUUGGCCUCUUCCAAGGGAGAAAUCAGGAGAAAGCAAAGCUUGAUGCGCAGAAAUCAGGUAUAGAGACACCUUUUCUUACACUCGAAGAGGUUCAAAAGCACAACUCUCGCGAGUCGGUGUGGGUGAUUAUUGGCGACACUGUUUACGACUUGACGGCAUUUCUCGACGAGCACCCUGGUGGACCGGACAUUAUCCUUCGUCACGCUGGGAGUGAUGUCAAUUCCAUCUUCGCCGCCAUACACGCUCCAACUGUUCUCAAGAUGCUCAAACCCGAGCAGUGCGUAGGAAAAAUUGAUGUCUCUACACUUCCGGCUCGGAAAGGAGACCUAGAAGAAGAAGAGCGUAUUCGACGCGAACGAGAGGCAAUGCCACCGGUGGCUGCUAUGGUCAAUUUGCGGGAUUUCGAGAAAGUUGCCGAGCGAGUGCUUAGUCGAACGGCAUGGGCAUAUUACUCGAGCUCGGCGGAAGACGAAGCAAGCCACAAAAAUAACCUCAGGUCAUGGUCUCGAUACUGGUUUCGUCCACGCGUCAUGGUUCCUGUGGGAACAAUAGACAUGACGACGUCAAUCAUGGGUAUUAAGACGGCACUCCCCAUCUUCGUAAGCCCCGCUGCCCUUGCGGGCCUUGGCCACCCAGAGGGUGAAGUAAACAUUACGCGCGGCGCUGGCAAAGCUGGUAUUAUUCAAGGGAUCUCAUCCAACGCCUCACGCACCAUUGAAGAUAUUUCCGCAGCUCGUCUAGAAAAUCAAGCUCUCUUCUUCCAGCUCUAUAUUAAUAAGGAUCGUAAAGAGUCGGAGCGGAUCAUCCGGCAAAUCGACGAGCUUGGAUACAAAGGCAUCAUGCUCACGGUUGACGCCCCCGUCCUUGGCAAGCGAGAGCGGGAUAUCAGAAAUCGACUUCCCACCACUGACGAAGAGACACCCACAGGGCGAACAGGUGUCUCGGCGCAACUCGAUUCAUUUUUCGACAUCAACUUGCAAUGGAGUGAUCUCCAAUGGCUCAAGAGCAUCACCGACCUGCCCCUUAUCGUCAAGGGCGUGCAGACGGUCGAAGAUGCCGAGCUCGCAAUUGAGCAUGGUGCCAAAGGCGUCUACCUCAGUUGCCACGGUGGUCGACAGCUUGACUAUGCUCCUGCCGCGAUUGACAUCCUCUGGGAGCUUCGCCAGCGCAGACCCGAUUUGUUUGACAAGGCAGAAUUCUAUGUCGACGGUGGUGCACGCCGUGGCACGGAUGUUGUCAAAGCCCUCGCACUAGGAGCACGAGCUGUUGGGCUAGGGAGGCCCUUUCUCUACGCAAACGGAACGUACGGGGAGCGAGGAGUGACCAAAGCAAUCGAAAUUCUCGAAGAAGAAAUUGCACUGGCAAUGCGAUUGGUUGGUGCGCGGAGUGUGUCGGAGUUGCGACCGGAGAUGGUGGAAAGGAAUGAUUACGGGCUUGUAGUGCUUAGAGACGAAUAG
Molecule: messenger RNA, 2043 nt
Organism: Serendipita indica DSM 11827
Lineage: Eukaryota; Fungi; Basidiomycota; Agaricomycetes; Sebacinales; Serendipitaceae
Source: the annotation of a GenBank genome assembly